Drosophila rhopaloa is the source of this 2480-nucleotide messenger RNA. RefSeq names its product cell division cycle 7-related protein kinase. Lineage: Eukaryota; Metazoa; Arthropoda; Insecta; Diptera; Drosophilidae. The transcript has a single exon. Gene Ontology annotation, cellular component: nucleus. The record is from RefSeq and is a predicted model, not a curated record. Gene Ontology annotation, biological process: protein phosphorylation; mitotic DNA damage checkpoint signaling. Gene Ontology annotation, molecular function: ATP binding; protein serine/threonine kinase activity. The coding region runs from base 275 to 2329 and encodes 684 amino acids.
UACAUAGUUUUUUCCAUUUAGUAACUCGUCAUUUUUAUAGCACAAAAUUCGAACACAAAAACCCCCCGAAUACAUUCGAAAUUAUUGUGUUUACAUCGCGGUUUAGCGCGCCAUUUAUAGCGCUAUAACCCCGAAAACAGGACUAAACAUCAAAGUCAAAAAUCAAAAAAAAAAAAUUUUAACACGAAUAGCGGGAUUGGAAGUUCUUGGUUAUCAAAAGGAAAACAUUUGUGUCCCGUUUGUUAAGACCCUGGACUGUUAAUGGGUGGCGCAAAUGUUUACCAAAAUUCUAAUUGAUAAAAUGGACAAGAAGGAGACGCAUCAUCAUCAUGUUCAGCAGACGCCAACUAAAUCUCUUUAUGCCAUUAGGAUGGGGGUCCAGGAAAAACCGUCGAUUAAUAUGAGCGGUGCUAUUCCGAUCACAGAGUCGGCAAGGAAGAGUUCCUCAACCAACUAUCACAGAAAUCACCAUUCGAACAAGCAACUAAAUCCAGGGGAUCGUGAGCUUGCAUUUAUGAAUCGGUAUUGUAAUGACAGGCAAACCGUAAUGGCCUCUGGUACUCAGCCCUCCCUUCCAGGGCUUCAUUAUCAGCAACAGCAACAGCAAGUCCUGACCCAACAGGUGCCCAAAACCACUGUAGAUCUCUCGGAAAAACUGGCCAAAAUCAAUCGUCGCAACGCCAUCAAAGAAUUGUCUGCCAUGCAGACAAAAAAUAUGCAAUCCGUCGACAAAAACGAAGAGGCCUUGAAGGAACUGCAGGAGAGCAUUCCGGAGAUAAGCAAAAUCUUCGAUGUGCAUUGUCGCAUUGGUAGUGGAACCUUCAGUUCGGUUCUUUUGGGAACCCUGCAGCGAGAACGAUGCUACGUCGAAACCCAGAGGCGACGAUUCGCCAUCAAACAUCAUAAUCCCACAAAUCACCCGGAGAGAAUUCUCAGGGAAUUGGAGUGCAUGUUUCGCAUUGGCGGAGUGGACAAUGUCAUCGGCAUUAAUUGUUGCAUAAGGUACAAUGAUAAUGUGGCCUUUGUGAUGCCCUAUAUGACGCACGAUCGAUUUCAUGACAUUUACAGGAGCCUGAGUCUCCAAGAGAUUCGGGAUUAUUUGAGGAACUUGCUCAUCGCCCUUCGACAUGUGCACAAGUUCAAUGUAAUUCACCGGGAUGUAAAGCCGAGUAAUAUUCUAUAUAAUCGUCGAACAGGAAAAUUUUUACUCUGCGAUUUCGGUUUGGCCCAAAGGAUCGCCGCUGAUGGUAGUGUUCUUCAGAGUAAUGAACUCAGUUCCCCGGAAGCCUUUAGUUUUCUAAGGGACAUGGAAAAAGGUAGGAAGCUAAUGCUGCCAGAUGGUAAUUCUGCCCAGGCCGAAGCCGAGGAGUAUAUGGCCAGUCGCAGGAUGCGGGCUUUGGGUGGCGGCGGCGGAGUGGAACAUGCCCUGGCAGGACCUCCAAAUAUCCAUCGAUUUAGGGAGCAAGCUGGUGGGCAUUUGACCAAAAAGGAUGUGGCCAAUCAAAAGGCUGACACCGUGAGGUUGCUCAAUCGCCUGAGACUCGUCGGGCCCAAUGUGGAUCCCAAUAACUAUGUGAUUUCCACGAACACCGCGAAAAAGGAAAUGCACGCCUCUCGGGCCGGAACUCCAGGAUAUAGACCGCCAGAGGUCCUGCUCCGAUAUCCCCAUCAAUCCACGGCGGUGGAUGUGUGGGCCGCUGGUGUUAUAAUGCUCUCGUUGCUCUCGGCCUUACACCCAUUUUUCAAGGCCCCUCACGAUUGCGCUGCUUUGGCGGAAAUAAUCAAUUUGUUUGGCGAUAUACCAGUGCGAAAGACGGCCUUCAUGUUGGAUCGACUAGUGUUGCUUGCCCAAAAAGUAAACACCUUGGAUUUGCGGAGAGUGUGCAUGAGGUUUCGUCAUGCUGACUUUUUCCUGGCCCCCGAAAUACACCGAAAAUAUCGAAGGCCCGAUGGCACCACCGAGAUGUGCCGCAGUUGCGAGCAGCCCACGUUUAAUUGCCUGUGCCACAACAGUGGCCAUCACUUGGAAAUGUACGAUGGGCUGGAUGUAUUUCCCGCCAACGCCUAUGAUCUGUUGACCCGUCUGCUGGAGGUGAAUCCCCAGAAGCGCAUCACCGCCGAGGAGGCCUUGAAGCAUCCUUUCUUCAGCGAUCAACAUCGGAUCACGGCGGGAAUGCCUCUGCAUCAUCAGCAGCAUAUAUUGCAGCAUCAGCAGCAGUUGAGGGCCAGGGAAACCCUUCCAUCGGCGGCUGCCCGAACCCUAAAGGCUUUCGUACCCUAUCACAUGGAACUGGCUUCCACAGCUUCACAGGCAGCGGGCAAUAUAUGAUUCCAGGACCCCCGAUAUUUGUUGCGUUUUGAUUUGAAGCCUGGCCGCCAGAAGAGAAGGAAACCUUCCCCUCAACCAGUUUUGUGGGCAACAAAAAUUUUAUUGUGCACAAAACGAAAUUUAAAUAGGAAAUAUAAAGUAUAUUUAUGUU